AUGGAGCCUGAGCGAUACCGGAAUCCCGCAAUUGGCGUCGCAGCACACGAAGGCCCCUUGCCGUCCCGCGACUUUUUUGUCAACGCUAGGCCAGACAGCACCCUCACCGCUUUGUAUCCCGGCCCAGGCAAGACGUCUCUAUUCGACGAUAGACGAUGA
Alternaria burnsii is the source of this 159-nucleotide messenger RNA. RefSeq lists its product as uncharacterized. The record is from RefSeq and is a predicted model, not a curated record. The transcript is spliced from 2 exons. Bases 1 to 159 code for a protein of 52 amino acids. Lineage: Eukaryota; Fungi; Ascomycota; Dothideomycetes; Pleosporales; Pleosporaceae.